This is a messenger RNA of Leptonychotes weddellii (Weddell seal), 1158 nucleotides long. The record is from RefSeq and is a predicted model, not a curated record. Lineage: Eukaryota; Metazoa; Chordata; Mammalia; Carnivora; Phocidae.
AGAGAGCGAGGGACGUGUUUGGCAGAGGGACGCGCUGUUCCGCUGUGCUCCCGGUUCAGUUUGUUUCUUGGCGAUGUUUCCAAGGGUCUCCGCGAUCCUACCUCUUCGCCCCCUCUCCCGCUUCCCUUUAUGCUCUGGAGGCUCAGAGGCACCGGCGGCUGCGAUUGUGCUACUCGGUGCUCCGCACGGAACGGUCAGGACAAAAAAUAAUGCCCAAAGAUAUUUUGGCACUAACAAUGUUAUCUAUAGCAAGAAAGAUGAGCAGUCUGCUCCAACACCUGAGAUUUCCAAAGAAACAGAGAGCCAAGAAAGUGUAAAGGAGAAUACAAAAAAAGACUUGUUAGGUAUUAUUAAGAGCAUGAAAAUUGAAUUAAGCACAGUAAAUGUGCAAACAACAAGGCCAUCCAGCAGAAGACAACUUAAGAGUGUGGAAGCUACAAUUGGCAGGCUUCAAAAAGCUCCGGAAGGUGUCCCAAAGAAGAGUGUCAGUAACAUAAUAUCAGAUAUGAAAGUUGCCAAAUCUGCUACAUCUAGGGUUAGUACAAGACCAGUGCAUCAAAUUCAGUUUGAUGAAGGAACUGACAAUUACAUGGGACAGAAGACUGAUGCUCUUAAGAAAAGAGGAAAAAGUGUUCUGGGUUUAGCAGUCUUAUGCUUUUCUAUACCAUUAAUCAAAUUGGGCCCUGCCUCCCAUUUAUCCAUGAUGAAUAGAGAGACAGCACCUUCACUUUGGGAAGUAGAAUUUGCUAAGCAGUUAGCCACAGUAAAUGAGCAGCCCCUUCAGAAUGGCUUUGCAGAGAUGAUCCAGUGGACGAAAGAGGGGAAACUGUGGCAGUUUCCAAUUAACAAUGAAGCAGGUUUUGAUGAUGAUGGUUCAGAAUUUCAUGAACAUGUAUUUCUGGAUAAACACCUGAAAGAUUUUCCAAAACAAGGACCCAUUCGCCACUUCAUGGAGCUGGUGACCUGUGGCCUUUCCAAAAACCCAUACCUGAGUGUUAAACAGAAGAUUGAACACAUAGAGUGGUUUAGAAAUUAUUUUAAUGAAAAACAAGACAUUCUAAAAGAAAGUGGCAUACAGUUCAAUUGAAGACCAUGAAAAUUUUUAUUUCAAGCUGUUGGUGAUGGAUAUUAUAACUAAAUAAAAUAAUUUUACUAGAA